AUGAAGCGGACCCCACGAGAAAGUCACCAAGGAAUCAGCAACAAGUUUGACGAAAGCAGACCGCAGAAGGAGAGAAAGUAUCAGAUUGGAACCUCAUGCAAGGAAAUGUCUAUGACACAGGGGCUCGUUAAGUCGAAGAGCGUGUCGCGGUCGAACGGUAACCCCUCGGAAGGCAAGCGCCAAAUCCAUGUCUGA
Messenger RNA from Penicillium macrosclerotiorum, 195 nucleotides. RefSeq lists its product as uncharacterized. The coding region runs from base 1 to 195 and encodes 64 amino acids. The record is from RefSeq and is a predicted model, not a curated record. The transcript has a single exon. NCBI's taxonomy places the organism in Eukaryota, Fungi, Ascomycota, Eurotiomycetes, Eurotiales, Aspergillaceae.